CUGUUGUAAAAAAGUUUGUAGCAAAAUUGCAUUUUCAUAGUUCUACUGGCCAACAAAUAACAAAACGAAGAUUGUGCGGCAACAGUAAAAUCCAGUGAUCAAUGAUGCGUUAAAGUAAAAGACCAACAACGAAGGUCACCACGCGGAACAGCAAGGGCAAACCAAAAAGAAAGUGCAGCAGCUGAUUCUUGUGUGCCACGUAAAAGUUGAAGGUCAGCAAAGUGUCGGCCUACGAAAGCAUGGACUUGCAGCAUAUGGAGAAUGGUGGAGGACUGGGUGGUGGCGGGGGCGGAGGGGGUGGCCUCAGCGAGAUAGACUUUCAGCGUCUGGCGCAGAUAAUCGCCACCAGCAUUCUGAAAGUUCAACAAAAUGUUUCGACCAUGCAGCGCAUGGUUAGUCAGCUAAAUACACCACAGGACUCCCCCGAGUUGAAGAAACAGCUGCACCAACUCAUGACCUACACCAACCAGCUGGUGAACGAUACAAACAAUCAAAUCAAUGAGGUGGACAAGUGCAAGGAGCGGCACCUGAAAAUCCAGCGGGAUCGACUGGUCGACGAGUUCACAGCGGCACUCACCUCCUUCCAGGCCGUCCAACGGAAGACGGCGGACAUUGAGAAGAGUGCUCUGCGGCAGGCGCGGGGAGACAACUAUAACAUAGCCCGUCCGCCCGGCUCCUCGCGCACUGGCAGCUCCAACAGCAGCGCCAGCCAGGAGAACGGUUCCUUCUUCGAGGAUAAUUUCUUUAAUCGAAAAUCCAAUCAGCAGCAGCAGCUGCAGCAGACACAGAUGCAGGAGCAGGCGGACCUGCAGGCGCUGGAGGAGCAGGAGCAGGUCAUACGAGAAUUGGAGAAUAAUAUUGUGGGUGUCAAUGAGAUCUACAAGAAGCUGGGUGCCUUGGUCUACGAGCAGGGACUCACGGUGGACUCCAUUGAGUCGCAGGUGGAGCAGACCAGCAUUUUCGUCUCACAGGGUACAGAGAAUUUGCGCAAAGCGAGUUCUUAUAGGAACAAAGUACGCAAGAAGAAGCUGAUACUGAUGGGCAUACUGAGCGCCGUUCUGCUGGCCAUCAUCUUGAUACUCGUCUUUCAGUUCAAGAAUUAAAGCAAACUGAAGGCCAAUGCGAAUUAUUCAACAUAAAACCAAACUAGAUAAUUGUUGUGAAAGGAGAAAAGUUGCCGCCAAGCAGGCCCCCACCCUAGCCGUAUUUGUGGCUUACCUUAAAUCAACUUCCACUUUGGGCUGGAGGGAGAGUGCCGGGCACGUAUUAGAAGGAAGUAUUCACACCGUGAAUCGGCACGUGCGCAUAUGUUUUUGUUCGCUUUACAAACAUUCAAAAUUUAUAUUAUACUCUUAUUCUUAUUCUUAUUCUUAUUAUAUUUUAUGCAUUUUCUUGUGUACUUUAAUAUUUACGCACCCUGUAUAUUGAUAUAAUUGAUUAACAAAACAAAAAUGUUGGCUGCAGAUACGAACUAA
This is a messenger RNA of Drosophila guanche, 1475 nucleotides long. RefSeq names its product syntaxin-7 (gene Syx7). NCBI's taxonomy places the organism in Eukaryota, Metazoa, Arthropoda, Insecta, Diptera, Drosophilidae. Gene Ontology annotation, cellular component: endomembrane system; membrane; synaptic vesicle. Gene Ontology annotation, biological process: intracellular protein transport; vesicle-mediated transport; vesicle fusion. Bases 240 to 1103 code for a protein of 287 amino acids. The transcript is spliced from 6 exons. The record is from RefSeq and is a predicted model, not a curated record. Gene Ontology annotation, molecular function: SNAP receptor activity; SNARE binding.